Messenger RNA from Mangifera indica (mango), 1600 nucleotides. Its product is annotated as post-GPI attachment to proteins factor 3-like. Gene Ontology annotation, biological process: GPI anchor biosynthetic process. The record is from RefSeq and is a predicted model, not a curated record. The transcript has 5 exons. Lineage: Eukaryota; Viridiplantae; Streptophyta; Magnoliopsida; Sapindales; Anacardiaceae. Gene Ontology annotation, molecular function: hydrolase activity, acting on ester bonds. Gene Ontology annotation, cellular component: endoplasmic reticulum membrane. Bases 225 to 1253 code for a protein of 342 amino acids.
CCCUGCCUCUCAUCAUACUCACGAUUCAUAAAAGAGUCAAGACUGACUCACCAGUCACCUCACCUUAAGCUCUGCUCUAUCUUCUCUUCACCACUGAGUCAAUCCCCUGACUCGACUCUUUCCUUUUAUGGAACUCAAUCACGUUCUCACUCCAGCCUCCAUCGCCGUGAUUAUGUAGAAAUCUUGAAACCUUGCUCUGUUGACUUCAACUUUCCACGAUUUGGAUGGCUAACUUCAACUGGAUUGCUCUUCUUCUAACACUUUCUUGUUUGGUUCCUUCUCUUCACGCUAGUGCCGGUGAUGCUGAUCCGAUUUACAAGGCUUGUGUGGAGGAGUGUGAGAAAACUGGAUGUGUAGGAGCUAAAUGUUUCCAACACUGUAACUUCUCAUCUGACGGGAAACCUAUGGGUGGACCGUGGUAUCUUCAAGAACCACUUUAUAUCAGGUGGAAACAAUGGGACUGCAGCAGUGACUGUCGAUAUCAAUGUAUGCUUGUUAGGGAAGAGGAGAGAGAAAAAGUUGGUGACAAGCCUGUCAAGUAUCAUGGGAAAUGGCCAUUCCGUCGUGUUUAUGGUAUCCAGGAACCUGUUUCUGUUGCUGUCUCUGCACUCAAUCUUUCCAUACAAUUUCAUGGUUGGUUGUCCUUUUUCAUCCUUCUAAACUACAAGUUGCCGUUGAGGCCGGAUAAGAAGGCCUAUUACGAAUAUACUGGUUUGUGGCAUAUCUAUGGAAUACUAGCAAUGAACUUUUGGUUUUGGAAUGCUGUUUUCCAUAGUCGAGAUGUUGAGUUGACAGAGAAGUUAGGCUAUUCAUCUGCUGUUGCAUUAGUUGGGUUUACAUUUAUUCUAGCAAUACUGAGAGCUUUUGACGUGAGAGAUGAAGCUUCCAGGGUUAUGGUUGCUGCACCACUGAUUGCAUUUGUGACAACUCACAUCUUGUACCUGAAUUUCUUUAAUCUUGAUUACGGACUGAACAAGAAAGUUUGUGUGACCAUGGGUAUAGCUCAACUUCUCAUAUGGGCAGUAUGGGCUGGUGUCACCCGUCAUCCAUCACGCUGGAAACUGUGGGUGGUUGUUGUUGGAGGUGUUGUAGCCAUGCUCUUGGACAUAUACGACUUCCCACCUUACUGGGGUUUUGUUGAUGCUCAUGCUUUAUAUCACGCCACUAGCAUCCCUCUCACAUACCUUUGGUGGAGCUUUAUUAGGGACGACGCCGAGUUCAGAACAUCAACUCUCCGCAAAAAAGUUAAGUAACCGUUUCUUUAUCCAGAAGCACAUGCUUAUCAGAUGGUAGAUUGUAUCAAAAUCCGUUGACAUGCCCAUCCGUCACUUCAACAUCAGAUUGUAUUCUUUGUCACCUGAUGUAACUUUUUUCUCCAGAAUCGCAGGUCCUGUUGUUUCAAAAAUUUUUGUUUUUGAUGUUGCAUCAUUUCCAUGGAGUAUGUGGGAUAUCUCAUUGUGUUUGUUAUUCCUCUGAAGAUAAUAGUUAGAUUUGGUAGGUAGAAGACUCAUAGAACUAUGGUACCUUAAUUUUGUUGUAAAUGCUGGUUUAUGUUGUUGAUGAUGGGAUAAUAUAACUAAAUGCGGGAUUAUGUGGUGAA